UUCGUUUUACGGUGCAAAGUAGUUUCUGGCUUCAAUAUAAAAAUGUCUAAUAAUUUUACAAUGGUUUCUUGAACAUGACAGUAAGUUCACCGCACUUUAAUGACCACCACAGUCACCAGAUCGCAAUCAAACGGGGUGUGAUAGAGCGCGAGAUUCGCGUCAUGGAUGUGCAGCCUAUACACAUCUGCAGCACCAUGUGAUGGAAGAUGUAAAUAUAUGACUUGAAUGAAAGGAAAUGUGGGAUAUAGCGCCUCUGUUGGUAAGUAAUGUGUACUUUUUUUUUUCAAACUGUGAAAAAACGUUGGGCUCUGACGCUUUCGCUGUCUCGAAAACUAAAUCUGAUCGGAGACCAGCUGACCGUCAUCUGCAUCCUGCCUACCGGCAACGUGGCAAGUUGCGCUUUUUUCUGCACAUGCAACCUACAGUCGAAGGCACGGUUUGUCAUGUUGUGCUGACGUAGACCAGAAGGUCAGUUUAGUUUUUAUUGUGAUUAUCCCGAGGAUGAGCGUGAUUUCCUCUUUUACAGCCCCCUGGAACAGCAGCUGUCAAACUCUUCAGGGCGUGCUCCACUGUUUACCUUCAGAUCACUGAGAUACACAAUGCAAACACAACGGCGAUCAAGGAAUGUGCGCUUAUGUGUGCUUUUUAAUCUGUUUAAUAUGUAACUAUACUAUGCUAAUAUAUAUAUAUAUAUAUAUUCCUCGCACUUGGAUUUACUCUGAUUUCACCUCCAGAGCACCGAGACGACAUUUUUUAUGGGUCACAGUAUUUUGUGAACUUUAUCCUCUUGUUAUCAUACCGAUUUGUUAUCACCUCAUGUUGUGAGUUUCCCAUGGAGUGAUGUGGCAUUUGUGGAUGUACUUUGACUGUGGCUGGGAUGUGUGAGCUGUAAGUAUAACAAACGUUUGCAACUUUCUUCCUGCGAAUUAAUGAUUGCAGACAUUUCCCAUUUUUUACCGCAGGUGUUAAAGGGUCAUCAUGGAUCACAGAGGUCACUACUGGCCGGACUCAGGCCGUCAUUCCCACAGAACAAAAGACAGAGAGGGAUACACCAGCCACUCUCAGCAGGAAAGGGACCAGCUCUAUCCACCUCCGGACCUCAGAGAGAGGGACAGGCACUGGGGCCAUCCUGAUGCCCGUUACAAUGUUCAUUUCCCUCUGCCUACACCUGACUUUUAUCCAUACAACAGUCAGCAGUAUCAGUAUGGGUAUGGACCUGAGCACCAAAGACCUCUGUCCAGGCAUGGUUAUGACUAUCCACCUUACAGCCACUGGGACUACAGAGACAGCUAUGGUUGUUAUGACUACAGAGGGCAGCAUGGACGACAAGAUGGUGGCCAGUGGGGUCCUCAAGAACCAUGGAGAGCAGAUCGGUACCAUGACAGGGCACACAACCAAGAACAACUAGGAAGCGUGAAUGCUCAGGAGUACAGGUACAACCAGGUGAGAGACAGCUCUCAGCAUUACCUCAAUGACUUUGAGGACAAUCCCUCCAGAGACAAUGAAGAGAUUUCCUCUUUUUACCUUGGGACAUUAGAAAGCUCCAAAAACUCAGGGUUAUCUUCCAGCAGCUAUGAGCUGAGUCAGUACAUGAAUGGAGCCGAACACAGUGAUGCUGCCCCUCAACCCUAUGGAGACCAAGCACAUGUGCAUCAGAUGUCAGCUCCUCUGAAGUACUCGAUCCCUCAUGCUGUUAUCAGUUUUGGGCCUGCGGGUCAACUGAUUCGGGUCACUACAGGCUUGUCAGCACAGGAGAAUGUCAGCCACCUGGAAAUCCACAGUCUGGAGGUUAUUCUAAGUGAGACACAGGAGCAGCAUGAAAUGAGAAGCUUCCCAGGGCCUUUAACCAGGGAGGAUUUGCACAAAGUGGAUGCUAUAGAGUUUGCCCACCAGAUGGCAGGCGCCUGCAUGAGGGACAACAAACUGCAAGAUAAAAGCUCUGCUGCCCUUUUGUGGAAUAUUCUGAUAUUGCUCUGCAGACAGAAUGGACAAAUAGUCGGGUCAGAUAUUGCAGAGUUGCUGAUGCAGGACUCACAUUCAGAUGGAAGCUGCCCAUCAGAUGCCCCCACGCUUAUUGACUUCAAUGAGGAUACAGCUGCUGAAGCACCACCUUGCAAAGGAGACGACCUGCUCACAGGAAACUGGAGCAGCUUUAGCUCAGAGAACUCUGAGAAGGGCCUGCAGACCUACACUCAACUACUGCUGGCUGGAAGAAAGAAGGAGGCCCUGGAGUCGGCUAUGACCAGCGGCCUGUGGGGACAUGCACUUUUUCUGGCCAGCAAAAUGGACAACAGGUCCUAUAUGACUGUACUGAACAGGUUCACAGGCCAGCUAACGCCCAGUGAUCCCCUCCAGACUCUUUUCCAGCUGCUGUCUGGGAGAAUUCCUGCUGCAGCCACGUGCUGUGGAAAUGAAAAAUGGGGAGACUGGAGACCCCAUCUGGCUGUUAUGCUCUCCAAUGAGACAGGAGAUCCAGCCAUCCAACAGAAGGCCAUCGUCACCAUGGGAGAUACACUCGCCUCCAGAGGCCUCAUACAUGCUGCCCAUGUGUGCUACUUGACAGCCAGUGUUCCCUUCGGGGUGUUUACACAGAAGGCUGAGAGACUGGCACUUCUAGGCAGCAGCCACAGGAAAUUGUUUGAGUGCUUUGCCACAAACACUGCCAUCCAGUGCACUGAACUAUAUGAGUAUUGCCAGACUCUUGGGAACAAAAGCUUUUCAAUACCCUCCUUUCAGGUGUAUAAGUUCCUGUAUGCCAAUCGUCUGUUGGACUGUGGGCUUUCAUCUCAGGCCUUUCAUUACUGUGAGGUGGUCGGACAGGCGAUCCUCAGGCAUCAGGAGCCUUUCUUUGUGCUGACUGGUGAGGUCGUCAAGCUGUCAGACAGACUGAGAUACUCAGAGGGUCAGUUCAGUGAAGCAGGGCUCCAUAGAGACGGGCAAGAACCGGAUUGGCUGAAGCACCUACGUGCUAGGCACCACAGUUUACAGACUGGAACUGUCGACUCUACUGAAGCAUACCAGCCAGCUCCUGGGAAUACUGUUAUGUCACAUGAAAUGCCCUCAGAAUCAGAUUUAGAUGAUUUGAGCCACGGCAUUCAGAGUCCUGAGCCUGAACUCCUUUAUUAUAGAGGACGUGAGGACCAAGAAAGCAUAUUGCAUGAAGAUGGAGGAGACACUGAGCAAAUGGCAGUGAGGUCAUGGGGCAUGGGAGCAGCUCAGGACUGGCCACAGGCCCACUGCCCGGCUACACCAGUAACAGUGGCCUAUACUCCCUCAGUGCCCACAGUGGCUCCAAGCCAGAACUUCAGUUAUCAUAACACAGAUAGUGGUGAAGUCAAAAGUGCCUCACAACAUUGUCCUCCAAAUAAUCUGCCAGCAAUAGCAGAGGGGGCCGGAGCAUCCUCUGGAGCAGGGAUGAUGCACAGUCAGAUGAUUGAGACGAACUUCGGUCAGCCGGGACAAGACGAGCAGAUUGUCCCUCAAGGAUUGAAAGCUUCUGAGGACACCAUUGAGCCUCCUAAACAGAACACAAAGAAAGGAUGGUUCAGUGGCUGGUUCAAGUCAAAACCUAAAGUGGUCCAAAAAGAGGCUUCAGAGCAGGGAGGCCCAGCUCACACAGACUUUUCGCCAUCUGCUGACUUCUGUCCUCCUCCACCGCCUGCCAGUGUCCCUCCUGGCACGUUUCCACCACAGUCUUCCACUGCUGGGAUUAAUCCAUUCUCACGGAAAGCAGGCCAGCAGCUGGGUUAGAAACCGUGAGACUCACCUCUGUCACAGGAUCAUGCGUCUUGCACCAAAAGUGAGGAUAUCACAAUGUCACACCACAUGUCGUGUACUGUAAGAUGCAUACCGCUCACUAGUUCUUUUUUAGUAAUGCCCUUUAAAAUCCUAGAGCUUGCAAACCAUGAUGUUCCUUGUUAGUUACAGGAAUACUCUGCAUCGACUUGGAUAUCAACUCAUAUUGCAGUGACAAAAACAGCUGAGGUGUGUUCUAAAAGCUGACUUAGGGGAAAUUACCAGCAGACGCAGUACAUAUCUUGGGAAAGGGAUAGCUUAACUCAGAGCAAUCACGCCAGCAACACUGGGGCUGAAGUUCUACUGUGGCAAAAAAUGUUGGUGUAACUGUGAUCACUAUGCCACGAUCAUCUGUGCUAUAUGCUGCAAUUAAAUAUCCAGCUAAAUAUAAGCGUGGAAAAU
Molecule: messenger RNA, 4197 nt
Organism: Haplochromis burtoni (Burton's mouthbrooder)
Lineage: Eukaryota; Metazoa; Chordata; Actinopteri; Cichliformes; Cichlidae
Gene: sec16b
Product: SEC16 homolog B, endoplasmic reticulum export factor
Exons: 24
Coding region: 979-3750 (923 amino acids)
Biological process (GO): COPII vesicle coat assembly; autophagy; Golgi organization
Cellular component (GO): endoplasmic reticulum exit site; ER to Golgi transport vesicle membrane
Source: RefSeq, a predicted model, not a curated record